Mobula hypostoma (lesser devil ray) is the source of this 5772-nucleotide messenger RNA. RefSeq names its product membrane integral NOTCH2 associated receptor 1 (gene minar1). The transcript has 4 exons. Gene Ontology annotation, biological process: negative regulation of cell population proliferation; negative regulation of TOR signaling. The record is from RefSeq and is a predicted model, not a curated record. Gene Ontology annotation, cellular component: plasma membrane. NCBI's taxonomy places the organism in Eukaryota, Metazoa, Chordata, Chondrichthyes, Myliobatiformes, Myliobatidae. Bases 219 to 2768 code for a protein of 849 amino acids.
CAUGCCACUGACCGGUCAGGGGGUUUCGGCGCUGCUCGGCGUUUUCAUCGAAGGACAUCGCGUUGUGUUUCAGCGUCUGGAUAUGAAGGGGACGAGACGAGGAGAGUAGACUGGCUGGCUCUUUUCCUAGGAGUUAUUGAUCAUUAUUGGUUGCGAAUGAAUUGUGAAGCAGGAUUGCAGGCAGCUACGGAGACUGCACACGAUCGCGGACGAGGAAAAUGGAAGGGUCCCCGGAAUACUCUCUGUUUCUGGUGCGGAUACUGGAAGAACUGGACGCGAACCGCGGCACGGUCUCCUACCAGGACCUCUGCAAACUGCUGUGUGCCCGCUUCGAUUUAACUCACCUGGCGAAGCUGAGGAGCCUCCUGUUUUACACCGCUUGCCUGGACCCCAAUUUCCCAGCCACUCUCUUCAAGGAGAAACUGCGCUGCAGUGUGGACAACACACAGUCCAAGAAGAUCAUGAUCGCCGCCGACAUCGUGACCAUGUUUAACCUGAUUCAGAUGAACGGCGGGGUGGCGAAGGAGAGGCUCCCUCACCGGCACCAGCAGAAGGUGAGGAAGAACGAAUCCUUUGAGUCGUGUCGAUCAGACACCGAGAUCAGUCGGAUCCGCUCUCCCGGCUAUGCUUGCAACCACGACCCGGCUAGCAGAGAACACGCCGCUUCCAGGCGUCCCAGCAGCUCCCCGGCGUCCGACUGCAAAGAUUGCCAACGCUUCAUCUGCACUUCCGACCCCAAUUUUUUCCUCGGGGUGAGGAAUGAGGCAACACUGGAAAAUAACGGCAGGACCACGUCCUUGGACAGAUUGCAGGCUUCUCCGACUUUUAAUGGGAUCGACCCCUCAGACUGCGUUAUGCAGUCCACAUAUUUCCCCAUGGAUCCGGGUCAGGAGUCUAACUCUGACCAAGACUCCCCCAGCAGGAAGGCCGACAGGAAUGGGACUUUUGAUUCCAGCGACGAAGCAUUCGCCAUCAGCCCGUGUGCCGAGGCCACGUCAGUAUUCAACAGCGAGCUUCAGGACAUGCUUCCUUGUGUCAGCAAGUUGGUCUCGAUGGACAAAGAGUCGGAAGACGAGGACCAGGAUCCGCACAUCCCAAACACCUCGUCGAGGUUCUCAACUUUUUUCAGCAACAGUUUUGAGGUGCCAUACAGUAAUCCGUACUGUGACACCAUCCCUACCAGUAAUCACGAGAAAAGAUACGUCAAGCAUGAGAGUUUGGACGACCUACAGGGGAGCACUUACUUUGGCCCAAGCACCAUAUCUCAGGAGCCCCAGAACCUGUCCAAACAGAGCAAGCCGGCUUCCUGGCUCCUGAAGAGCUGGAGCCUCAACACCGAGCAGGCAGAGGACGGGCAGAAAUAUUUUGGUAGCGGGAAGCGCCCUGGCAUGGGUCACCAGUACCAGGCCAGUACCAAGGAGGAACUGAUGGCCGAGGCGCGCCAGCGGCAGGCGGCCGCCGCGGCCGAAGCCAUCAGCACCAUGGACAGGGCUCAGACCUACUUCCAGCAGGCGGACGAUAGCGUCCAUUUCCCGCCGGCGGCCGCCGAGCCCGCCGGCUCCUCCAACCCUAGGAAGCUGAAGGAGAAGGGUUGCAAGACACCGAGCUUGGAGCAAACGGCUAGUGUGGGCACUCAGACGGAGCAAGUUAGCCGGGCCAGGGGGCAGGCGAUCGGACGCUGUGCCCGUCCUAAGCCCGGGGAGAAGGCGGGUGUCCGGCAGUCGGACGAGGACUCGGAGGCUCUGAGCGACGACAUCAGCGAUAUUUUCAGAUUUCUGGAUGACAUGAGUGUCAGCGGCUCGACGGGUCUCCUACAGUCUUGUUACAACAGCAACGGAUCUCUGUCCCGUCUCCCCAAGACAGACGGGGGUAGUCCCGAGAAGACUCCGGCCAAGGGAGGAGGUCCACAAAGUGACACCGUCCAGGGGCAUCGUCCGUGCCAGUCAGCUGAUGAGGAGCUCAAGACCAGCGUGUGCAAGCUGGUGCUAAGGGUAGGCGAGAUCGAGAAGAAGCUGGAGACCCUUUCCGGGGUUCGGGACGAGAUUUCCCAGGUCCUGGCCAAACUCAACCACCUGGACCAGAAGAUUCAGGAACCGGCGGCAGAGAAAGUAUCUCCGGACAGCAACACCGACAGCCUCCGCGUCAAAGCCCUAAGAAAAAACUUGUUUGUACGGAGAUCUUCCAAGUCCCUGACAGAAGAAAACAGCGCGACGGAGUCCAAAAUCGCCAGCAUUUCCAACUCGCCCCGAGACUGUCGGGCGAUGGGCUGCGGAGGCGAGACGGGCCAGAGCAAGCGCCAAGGCACGGCAGACAGUAAGGACUGGCAACGUAAACACAGAGAGGCAGAUCGGCGCUGUGUCACCUCACAAUCGCAUCGGCCAUCAAAGCCCGGGAAAGAUUCCCUUUUAAUUGAACAAGUCUUCAGCCCUCAUGUGUAUCCCAAUUCCAUGAAAUCCCACAUGAAGAACAAUCCGCUGUACACAGAUCUCCGGCUGACCGAGGUCCUGGAGCAGAAGCAGCCUCAGCCAUCGUGGGCUAUUGAGGAGUACAAUAGGAACACCAGUGAAAAGAAUCAAGAAUCUUUGAAUCCUAAUAAUUUAGAAUACUGGAUGGAGGAUAUUUACACUCCGGGAUAUGACUCCUUGCUGAAACGGAAAGAGGCAGAAUUCAGGAGGGCUAGGAUUUGUAAGAUCGCUGCCUUAAUUGCAGCAGCUGUCUGCACUGUGGUUUUGGUCAUUGUCGUCCCAAUUUGCACUAUGAAAUCCUAAUGCUUUUAUAAUACAUGUAUCAAAGAGUCUGAAUAAAUGUCAAAAGUCUCAGAUCAGUAUGUGCAUUUGGGACUGAUAUUGUUCACUGUUUUAUCCUUCUGCGUGCUCUAUAAAUGGGUUCACAGGAUCAGACUCUAAGGUUUUAACUUCACCACAGUGAGCAACAAGUCAAAAUGUUUGCAUAAUCUUCCUCUGUGCAGUGUUUUACUUCAAUUACUGAAAAAGAAUCUCAACGGGUGACUCCAUCAAACAAUAUGUGCGACACUGUGCUGGAAGGAGUUACCCAGUCUGCAGGUUGAGUGUCAAAAUGUCUAUGCGAUGUUAAAAUGAAGACACUGAAAGUGAAUUAGGUUCCUGGAAAAACAGCAAUGCAGUGAUAACUGCUGCAAAGAGCAAUGCCUGAGGCCAGUUAUGUUUUGACACCAGAAUUUGAAGCAGAAUACAAAUGGCUGACUUUGCUUGUUCGGGAAAUACCAGGAAUUGAAGCAGAGCCCCACGAACCUCAGUGUGGACCAAAUACCAACCUCCACAGGCUCAUCCUGGAGGGAAACAAAGCACCGUCAGUCUGCAGCUCACUUUGGACGAUGAUGAGGCACGAAGCUGGUGUUUACUUGGUUCCCAGGACUGUGCAUCAAUCACAGGCACACCUAUGCUAUAAUAAAUAGAGUUAGGUUUCACGGGGCCAGUUCAAGCACAGCGGUGAACAGUGGAUCUGUCACACGCAGAGAAAUAAAUGCAGCAAUAAAGCCAUUAAAUUGUGUUUCUGCUUGCCUGGCCAGUAAACUCCUCUGGCUGCCAAGGAGCAAAAUUAUUUGUUAUAGACUCCUAAAAUUCAGCACCCUGAACUUGCCAAGGUAGAAUUUCUGUAGGCAGGGGGUGGUGAAUCUGUGGAAUUCAUUGUCACAGACAGCUGUGGAGGCCGAGUCCUUGGUGAUGCCUAAACCUGAGGUUGACAGGCUCUUGGUUAGUAAGGGUGUCAAAGGUUAUCGGGAGAAAGCGAUAGAGUGAGUGGAGAGGGAAAAUAAUCAGCCGUGAUCAAAUGGCGGAGCAGACUCGCUAGGCCAAAUGGCCUAAUUCUGCUCCUAUGUCUUAUGCUCUUAUGGAUUUGUUACCUGUUUUUUUUUCACACUGUAAUGGUAUUUGAGAUAACUAAGAGUGUAAACUGAUAACUGGCUGGCUGAGAAACAAACCUGAGACCUGGUGGGUCCAAGGUUCUCUCAGUUUUCCACUGAAACUUAAGCGAUGGUGAAGUGAAAAUAGCAAGGAAUAAAAACCAAUAAAUUAAGGACAAUAGAUACCAACAAACACAUGGAGAAAAAGGCCAAACUAAGAGAAUUAGUGGGGAAAGGAAAGUACAUUAAGAAAUGUCACAGGCUGAAGUCAGAGGGUUUAUUGCUUGGCCUGCAGUUCCGUGCCUGCCCAUGUGCGUAUGGUUUUGAUGCAGUGAACCAAACAAUCUGGCGUCCACACCCGAGGAUGGGGUCUCUUUGGCAAACCUACUCUCCCUCUUACCCUCCCGGAGGACCCAAGAGCCUCAGGCAGGAUGCUGGAACAAAUACUCAUCUCCUGCAAACAUAUAAGGGUCUUUGUAACAGUUUUUAAGUCAAUUAAUAGAAAUGUUUAAAAAAAUUAUAUGGCUUAGAGGGAUAUGGGCCAAAACGUGGACAAUUGAGAGCAGCUUAAGUGAGCGUCUUGGUCGACAUGGAUGAGUUGGGCUGAAGAACUUGGUUCCUUACUGUACGACGUUACGACUCAAAACUUGCUGUAAGUAAUUUUUAAAUAGAAUAUAUUAAAACCCUAAUAAAUAGCUUAAAGAACAAGCAUGUCAAAAUAAAUAGAUUGGGGAUCCUGAUUUAAGCUGGUUAGUGUCUCCACUCCCACACCAGGUCCAUCGAUGUUUGGCAGUCUCGGCAGCGUCAGGUUCUAUCUUCAGCUGAAGUUAGGUCCAAGGUGACUGGAGCAGAGUUUGAAGAGCUGCUGCCUUGCGACCUCAGCAAAUCGGGUUCAAUCCUGACCUUGGGCAAUGCCUGUAUGGAGUUUGCACAUUCUCCCUACAACUGUGUGGGUUUUAUCUCAAGGGCGUGCAGAUUAGGGAUUGAGUUGUCCACUGUAAGAUACCUCCAGUGUGUUGGGGACCAGCAAAAUCUGCAGUACGUUGAUUAGUGUUCGAUUAGUGUAAACUGGUGGUUUAUGGUCAUCACAGAUACAGUUGGCUGAAUGGCCUGUGUAUCUGCCUAACUUCUCUAUGACCCACUUGACCCUAUGACCCUACGUCCCUGGCUGGGUGGAGCAGCCAGAGGGAAACUGGCCAGGUAGCUGUAACUGAAUAUAUCCGCUCUUCCUGCCAUUAAAGGUAAAAACAGAAGCAUAGUCUGAUGGGUAUUGUAACUUGCCUACAUGUUGCCCAUGCCAGCACUCAAACUUGCACUGACAGAUCCAGACAAUAACUGCCAUUUGUUUGUAAAAUUGUAGUGGAGGGUGUUAGAACUUCUAGAAGCUGCUACAGUAUAAAAGCAAAAGGACCAUGGAAACAUGGAACCCAGGGAACAGAAACAUAUCUGAAGAGAAGAAAUGUCCAUUUGGUUAGCCAUGCUGGUGAUGAUAAUAGGGAAGCUGACCAAAGCUGGGAAUCUCCCUUUACUCACCAGUCUGCAACUCAACUGGACUUGACAGGAGAAAUUUGGUAACCUUUUGACCCAAGAAUUAAAGUCAUUCUUUACCAUCUGGACAUCCCACCUUAAACAUGUCAGCGCAGUCUGAUCUCGUUUAUGACUAGAUCAACGUGACGUGGAGAAGGAGACCUCACGUUGUCAGUGCAGGGCUUGUGAAUUUGCCCCUUUAAUAUGUGCAAAUAUGGAAUACAUGCAUUUCACCAUAAUUAUCGAUCAUUAGCUGUGAACUAUAAAGUGUGUUCAGUCCUGCAAUCCCACGUGAAAACUGUGAACUAUUACAACUGAAAUGAAUAAUUUUGUAUAUAAUCAGAAAAUAAACAGAAAUGAAUGUA